AUGACCUGUUCAACCCAAGGACAGCAGCGGGCUAGCGUGAAAGGGAUAACUAGCCUUCCGUGGACUCCCCAGCUCCGGCGUGGAGAUGCUGUGGUCAGUGCAUGUCAUGGGUGGGAACAAGAGCUUCAGGAUGCAUUUUCUGUUUUUCAGGAUGAAUCUUCAAGUCAUGAGUGUAACCAGCGCACAAUCCUUCUUUAUGGAGUGGGCAAGGAGCGUGAUGAAGCGAGGCAUCAGCUGAAGAAAAUUACCAAAGAUAUUUUGAAAAUCCUAAAUAAGAAGAGCAGCACCGAGACCGGGGUUGGAGAUGAAGGACAGAAAGCCAGGAAGAGCAAACAGGAGGCCUUUCCAACACUGGAGACCGUGUUCACCAAACUUCAACUCCUGUCGUAUUUUGAUCAGCAUCACGUGACGUCUCAGAUCUCUAACAAUGUGCUGGAGCAGAUCACAAGCUUUGCGUCAGGAACGUCCUAUCAUCUCCCUUUGGCUCACCACGUUCAGCUCAUCUUUGAUCUCAUGGAGCCAGCCCUGAACAUCAAUGGACUAAUUGACUUCGCAAUACAGCUCCUAAAUGAACUGAGUGUUGUAGAAGCCGAGCUGCUCCUGAAAUCCUCCAGCCUGGCAGGAAGUUAUACCACGGGGCUGUGUGUCUGCAUUGUGGCUGUCCUCAGGCGGUACCACAGCUGUCUCAUCCUGAGCCCCGACCAGACAGCCCAGGUGUUCGAAGGGUUGUGUGGCGUGGUAAAGCAUGUCGUGAACCCCUCAGAAUGUUCUUCCCCUGAAAGAUGCAUCUUAGCCUACCUCUAUGACCUCUACGUGUCCUGUAGCCACCUCAGAAGUAAAUUUGGAGACCUCUUCAGUAGUGCCUGUUCAAAAGUUAAGCAAACCAUAUAUAAUAAUGUGAUGCCUGCAAAUUCUAACUUGCGAUGGGAUCCGGACUUCAUGAUGGAUUUUAUUGAGAAUCCUUCAGCCCGUAGCAUCAACUACUCAAUGCUGGGCAAGAUCCUUAGUGACAAUGCGGCCAAUCGCUACAGCUUCGUCUGCAAUACGCUCAUGAAUGUAUGUAUGGGCCAUCAGGACGCUGGAAGGAUUAAUGACAUAGCCAAUUUCUCCUCUGAGCUGACGGCUUGCUGCACUGUUCUUAGUUCAGAAUGGCUGGGAGUUCUGAAGGCCCUUUGUUGUUCUUCAAAUCACGUGUGGGGGUUUAAUGAUGUACUUUGCACUGUAGAUGUGAGUGACCUUUCCUUCCAUGAUUCAUUAGCUACUUUCACCGCCAUCCUGAUAGCGCGACAGUGCUUCUCCCUGGAGGAUGUGGUGCAGCACGUCGCUCUUCCCUCUCUCCUCGCAGCAGCCUGUGGAGAUGCGGACGCCGAGCCUGGGGCGAGGAUGACGUGCCGACUCCUGCUCCACCUCUUCCGAGCUCCCCAGGCCUGCUUCUUGCCUCAGGCAACCGGCAAACCUUUCCCAGGAAUAAGAUCAUCUUGUGAUAGACACCUCUUAGCCGCUGCUCACAACAGCAUUGAAGUGGGAGCCGUGUUUGCUGUCUUAAAAGCGAUUAUGAUGCUUGGAGAUGCCAAAAUUGGCAAUAACAGUGUCAGCUCUUUAAAGAAUGAUGACUUCACCAUGAGGAGUUUACGACGUGAUGGGAAUGCUGAUGAUAUCUGGACUGCCUCACAGAAUUCAAAGUCCUGUGGGAAAAGCAUUUCCAUAGAAACUGCCAACUUAAGAGAAUAUGCUAGAUACGUACUGAGGACUAUCUGUCAACAGGAGUGGGUAGGAGAACACUGCUUGAAAGAACCUGAAAGAUUAUGCACAGACAAGGAGCUUAUAUUGGACCCUGUGCUUUCCAACAUCCAAGCACAGAAGUUACUGCAGCUCAUCUGUUAUCCUCACGGCGUUAAAGAAUGUCCCGAGGGGGACAACCUGCAAAGACAGCACAUUAAGCGCAUCCUUCAGAAUCUCGAGCAGUGGACACUGAGGCAGUCCUGGCUAGAACUUCAGUUAAUGAUCAAGCAGUGCUUGAAGGACCCUGGCUCUGGCUCGGUGGCUGAGAUGAACAACUUGCUGGACAAUAUUGCAAAGGCAACAAUAGAGGUGUUCCAGCAGUCUGCCGACUUGAACAAUAACUCCUCCAGUUCUGGGAUGGGCCUCUUCAACCCAAAUGGGGUCGGAAGUACUGACACAAGUAGCACGAGGCAGAAUGGGAUAAAGACAUUUCUAAGUUCCUCUGAACGCAGGGGUGUGUGGCUGGUGGCCCCCCUCAUCGCCAGGCUGCCGACUUCUGUGCAGGGCAGAGUGCUGAAAGCUGCUGGGGAGGAGCUCGAGAAGGGCCAGCACUUGGGUUCUUCUUCAAAGAAGGAAAGAGACAGACAGAAGCAGAAAAGUAUGUCUCUCUUGAGCCAACAACCAUUCCUCUCACUGGUCCUUACCUGCCUCAAGGGACAAGAUGAGCAACGAGAAGGCCUCCUAACAUCUCUCCAGAAUCAAGUUAAUCAGAUUUUAAGUAACUGGAGAGAGGAGCGGUACCAAGACGACACAAAGGCGCGGCAGAUGAUGCACGAGGCAUUGCAGCUCCGCCUCAACCUGGUGGGAGGAAUGUUUGACACGGUGCAGAGGAGCACACAGUGGACAACAGAGUGGGCCCUCCUCCUCCUUCAGAUCAUUACUUCCGGAACCGUGGACAUGCACACUAACAAUGAAUUGUUCACAACAGUUCUCGACAUGCUGGGUGUUUUAAUCAAUGGAACCUUAGCCUCUGACUUAUCGAACGCAUCCCCCGGGGGGUCUGAAGAGAACAAACGUGCAUACAUGAAUCUAGUAAAGAAACUGAAGAAAGAGCUGGGAGACAAGCGAUCAGAAAGUAUCGACAAAGUCCGCCAGCUGCUGCCUUUGCCCAAACAGACGUGUGACGUCAUCACCUGUGAGCCCAUGGGCUCCUUGAUCGACACGAAGGGAAACAAGAUCGCUGGGUUCGACUCCAUAGAUAAAAAACAGGGUCUCCAGGUCUCUACAAAGCAGAAGGUGUCCCCGUGGGACUUGUUUGAGGGUCAGAGGAACCCAGCCCCUCUGUCCUGGGCCUGGUUCGGGACUGUCCGAGUGGACCGAAAGGUGGUGAAGUACGAGGAGCAGCAUCACCUCCUUUUGUAUCACACACACCCCAUGCCCAAGCCCCGCAGUUACUACCUCGAGCCGCUGCCCCUGCCUCCUGAGGAGGAAGAGGAGGAGCCCACGUCUCCUGUCUCUCAGGAACCGGAGAGGAAAUCGGCUGAGCUUUCGGAUCAGGGGAAAGCCACAGCAGACGAAGAGAAGAAAACCAAGGGAAGGAAACGCAAGAUGAAAUCCAGCUCCAGAGCUGACAUGAUGCACCAUCCACAGUCCGCCUUGUGGGGCUACAACCUCAUGGGGCAGCCCCAGCAACCCGGAUUUUUCCUUCAGAACCAGUCUCUCACUCCAGGUGGCUCCCGAUUGGACCCUGCAGGCUCCUUUGUCCCGACCAACACCAAGCAGGCCCUGUCGAACAUGCUGCAGCGGCGCUCGGGCGCUGUGAUGCAGCCGCCUGCCCUCCACGCCCUCACUUCGCAGCAGCAGUUGAUACAGAUGAAGCUUCUGCAGCAGCAGCAGCAGCAGCAGCAGCAGCGGCUCCUCAGGCAAGCCCAGACUCGACCCUUCCAACAGGGCCAGCCGGGGGACCAGGCUGCUCUCUUUGCUGCACAAGUGCGGCCCUCCCCUCAGCUCUCCCAGUAUCCAGGGCUGCAGCAAGCACAGACCAUGCCCCAGGGCUAUACGAUGUACGGAACACAGAUGCCUUUGCAGCAGACCCCGCAGCAGCAGGCUGGCAGUAUGGUCCUGUCCCCCACCUAUAACUCCAGAACCUAUCCAGCCGCACAUUCCAACCCGGCGCUCAUGGAAAGACUCCGACAGAUGCAGCAGCAGCCCAGUGGCUAUGUCCAGCAGCAGGCGUCGCCGUACCUGCAGCCCUUAGCCGGCUCUCAGAGACUGAAUCAUCAGUCCCUUCAGCAGAGCCCCCUGGUGGGCGGAGGCAUGGAUGCGGUGUUGACUUCCACACACCCAAACCUUCCCUCGGUGCCCCUGCCCCAGGACCCGAUGAGAGCCAGGCAGCCGCAGGUUCGACAGCAGCAGAGGCUCCUCCAGAUGCAGCAGCCCCAGCAGCCGCCCCAGCCCCAGCAGAGUCAGACCCUCAGUCUCCAGGCGAUGCAGCCCCAGCAGCCUUUGGUCCAGUUCUCCUUACUGGCCAGUGUCCGUCCAUCCUUGCUUUUUGCCCGGCUAGGGCGCAGGGUAGGCCGGCUGCAGAGGAGAAGCUGCUCUGACUCGCUCUGUUCUGACUCCUGUGGUCUCGGGGGGCGGGAGGGUGGUCCUCCACACAGCCGCCGCCCUGGCGCUCUCCGGUGGCGCGCGCUUCGCCUGGUGAAGCCAGAGCUCCGGCAGGCCGUGCGCUGGAGACACGGCGCUCUGCGGGGUCGCGGAGUCCCCCGGAGAGGACUGCCCCGCCACCGCGCCGUGUGGAGUCACAGGAGCCGGUGCAGGGCCGCGCUGCCCGCGGAGGGAAGAGAGGAGCCGGAGAGGCCGCGUUAG
This is a messenger RNA of Ceratotherium simum simum (southern white rhinoceros), 4590 nucleotides long. NCBI's taxonomy places the organism in Eukaryota, Metazoa, Chordata, Mammalia, Perissodactyla, Rhinocerotidae. The record is from RefSeq and is a predicted model, not a curated record.